UGCAAAUUAGAAGAGGGGAGUUACAAACCAGGAGAAAAAUUCAAGUUCAGUCGCUCUUUGGAGUUUCAGCAUGUCUCAGAAACAGGUGGAAAGAAGGGGCUUUCGACAGAGAUCACCUCCAUUCCUCAGAUACUUGCAGAGCAUCCUCCGCAAAUACCCAGAUGGGGGUCAGAUCUUAAAAGAACUGGUCCAGAAUGCAGAUGAUGCAAAUGCCAAAGAUGUGAUCUUGCUCUAUGAUGAACGGAAUUUUGGAACCCAGAGGCUUUUCUCAGAGGGACUGGCAAGCGCUCAAGGCCCUGCACUUCUUGCCUACAAUGAUGGCCUGUUCUCUGAGGCGGACUGGGAUGGGAUCCAGACUCCCGGUCUGAGUCACAAAAUAGAUGACCCCUCUACAGUCGGCAGAUUUGGCUUGGGUUUCAACUCAGUUUAUCACAUCACAGAUUUCCCAUCUAUGCUCUCUGGUAAAUGGCUGGGAGUGCUAGACCCACAACAAACAGCAUUAAAUGAUGGGGGUCAGCUUUGGAGCGUGGAGGAGUGGGAAGAAGCCUCUGAUCAGUUCCAGCCUUUCUGGGCAGCACUGAAAUCGCUAGGCCGGCCUUGCCCAUCUGCUGAUGGGUUCUUUCCUGGCACCCUGUUCCGCUUCCCCCUACGCCACAGUCCUUCAGGGAUCUCGGAAAAUCUCUACAGCCAGGAACGGGCACGGGAGCUGCUGCUCUCCUUCUUGGAUGAUGCCCCCAUCAGCUUGCUGUUCCUCAGGAAUGUCCAGCAACUGACACUGGGCCUCAUUGGAUCCAACGGCUCCAUGAGUGAACUGCUGAAGAUUGAGGCCACUAAUCAUCCUCUUCAUGGGCUGAAUGUGGGCCAAGUUAUCCCACGCUGCGUGCCAGAGGCUGCAAAAGGUUGGCUGGACAGUAGUGGAAAUGCAAGUGUCCUCCUCCAUGGCUCAGACCUUCUUGACAAAGCUAAGCUGGAUACAGCAGUCAGCAUCACCACGCUUGACCAGUGUGGCUCUGGGAUUGGACAGGCCACCCACCGGGAUUGGCUAGUGUUGUCAGCAGUAGCUAAAAAGAACGCCUUUCCAGAUCUCUGGGAUCUCACGGAUACAGUGAGUUCUGAGCCAGCCCUGUCUUUGGCUUACCCUUUGCAGGGUGGGUGCGCCGGCCGCCUCAGCUGUGUCCUACCACUCCCUGCAACGGAUGAGAAUGCCACAGGCCUGCCCCUGCAUAUCAGUGCCCCUUUCCAGCUGACAGAUGACCGAAGACAUGUGCAGUGGUCUGAAGAGGGGUCCCAAGCACGGGGAGGGGAAGCUCGUUGGAACCACCUGCUGAUGGAAGAGUUGCUGCCCGUUGCUUAUUGUCAAGUUCUGCUUCUGGCAUCUGGCUAUCCUAGUGACCCUUAUGGGGCGUGGCCAGAUCCAGAUCAAAGCCACCAACUCCGGUACAAGGCCUUAGUGGCUCGUAUAUGCCAGAGACUGAUGGACAUGAAACUUUUGGUGUGGGUUGGAGAUGGGGAUCCCCGUUUCCUCCUUCCCUGUGAGUCUGUCAUCUUGCCACAGAAUGUGAUAGAUAAGCCAGUGGGUCAAGUGCUACAGAAGGCCCUGGUCUUGGCAGGGUCACUGCUGGCGGUUGCCCCUCCCCACGUGCGUCGAGCCUUGGCAUUGGGUGCUAAAGACAGAGAAGUGCAGGAAGCAACUGCAGGAUUUAUGAGAGAGACUCUGCGAAAGGCAGUCCACAUCUGGAGUGAGAUAUCUGUCCUGGAGAAACUGUUGCUGUUGGAAUAUGUGGCUGGAGACAGGUGCUACCGAGCACUGAAAGGUCUGCCAUUGGUACCCAUGGCCAAUGGGCACUUUGCCAGUUUUGGAGACUCUGCCCAGAUUGUGUUUGUCGAGACCUGCAACUUCCCCAGGAUCCUCCUGCCUGGCCUGGCUCACCAGUUUCUACCAAAGGAUCUGAACCCGGAGCUGCUGAAGCAUCUGCAAGCCAUUGCACAACAAGGGUUAUUUGGAAAUCUGGUUGCUUUGGAUCAAUGUGUUGUGGAGCAGAACAUUCGUGCAGCUCUCCCCAAGGAUUGGGUCAGCAGCGAUUCAACCCCUGUGGUUUGGUGCCCAAAGAAGAACCUGAAACAACCCCCUUUGGAGUGGCUUGCCAUGUUCUGGACUUUUCUGAAUCGCCACACUUCCUCCCUAGGGCCCUUCAAGGGCUGCCCACUGAUACCGUUGACUCUUCUGCACAACUCCCCCAAUGGCAUUGAGCUGGCACGGCUGCUGCCCCAGUCUGCCCUGCUGUUCCAGAGCCACAACAGGUACAGCUUGUCAGACGAAGUGGCUGGCAUUCUGAAGAAGCUUGGGUGCACUGUGAUCCAGAGUUGGGAUCCAGACUGGUGCCACCACCAACUGAAAGAGUACAUCCUAGAACCCACGCCUGGCAGUGUCCUGCAGGCUUUUGCCCACUUGGGGGUUUCAUCUGUAGCUCUCCGCCUGGCACUUCUGUCUACACACCAGAUUGAGAGCUUGAGCACAUUUCUCUCAACAGCCAUGUCUCUUUCCCAAGAAGAGACUGAAGUCCUAAGGGCAUUGCCGCUCUUCUCCAAGAUGCCUUCCCUCCUUCCACCUGGCCCACCUGGCUUGGUGUCGGCUCAGAACUACUUGGCUUUGGAGAAGAACCUGGUCCCACAAGUGCCCAAAAACCUGUGGACUCCACAGCCUGUGUUGGUAUGCCAGAGUGAAGCUGAACGCCGGCUGCUUUUGAAUCUCCAGGUAAACCUCUUGGGAGCGCCAGACCUGGCUACUCUGUGUGUCAAAGCAUUGAAGAAGGGGGCAUAUGCUGAACGGACACAAGAAGCCCAGGAAGUGAUGCUGUGGGUGCUGCACAAUGCUGACGCCCUCUUCAGCCAGAGCAAAGAACUGCAAGCACUGUGCCGCAACUUGCCUUUUCUAGAUGGUGGGUUUGGAAAGUUGGCCAGGCCCACUGAUCUUUAUGAUCCAGACAAUCACACUUUGCGGGCCUUGUUGAGACCCAACUGCUUCCCCAUUGGGCCCUUCCAGGAUCCAGCAAUUCUGCGGGCCCUUCGUGCUCUGGGGCUGAAGUCUGAUCUCACCGCUGUCUCUCCAGCCGAUGCAUUGAUGGCUGCCCAGGACGUGAACCAGUGCCAGAAAGCUGCCACUGCUAGUGCCAAAUCACAGGCCCUGAUCCGAGUCUGCAAUGAGACCCCUCUGCUCUCUUGUUUGUCUUCACAAGAGCUGAAGCAGCUGCAGCGCCUGGCUUGGGUGCCUGCCAUCAAUCCCUCCACGCGCGUGCCCGCUGACUGUUUCAUUGCACCUGAAAGGCUUCGCUCAGAGAAGUAUGCUGCUCUCGUGGGGCUGGUCAUGGGACUGACGAAUGCUUUUUGUCCCCAAGCUGCAAAGACUUUGGGGCUGGAGCAACCACCUCCACCAGAGACGGUGAGAAAGAAUCUAGCUUGCCUGGUACGGGACUAUUUCCCUGAAGGGACUCGAGUGUUAAUUUCACAGCUGCAUAGCGUUUAUCAGCACAUGCAGCAGCAACUGAAGGACUUCCAGAAGCCUCCCGAAGGCCCAGCAGUAUGGAAUGGGAAUGGCUUCUCACUGCCGAGGGACGUGGUGAUGGUCUACCCUGAUGACUUGGACUUGGUUGCCCUGAUGCCACGAGUGCCAUCAGACUUCCAACACUACGGUCAGCUCUUUUCAGCCUGGGGUGUCCGUCUGUCACCCAACGAAGAAGAAGUGUGCCAGGCCCUGCAUGAACUGGCAGAUCGCAUCAACAUGUGUCCUCAAGGUGGCACGCAGGCAGAACUGCGCCUUGUGGUGGCUGCCUUGGAUUGGUUCCGUGUCCGAGACUACCAGGGGGAAACAGAGAUGUUAGUGCCUUCGAGAAUCCCAGGAAGCACUAGCUUUGCUCUACUCCCAGCCAGUUCGGCACUAUACUGUGAUAUGGAUCAUGCUCGACUUGCUGACCUGGAUGGAAACCCACCUGCUUUGGUGCAUGAAGCUGUCCCUCCUGCCACAGCAGUCUUCUGUAAGGUGGAGAUGCUGAGCACUCGGUUGUCAGGCUUGGAAUUAUUUGAGCCUUGGGGUCCUUCAGAGCCUGUCACCCUCCGGAUCCGUAACAUCCUUCGUGAAUACUGCCAGGACGCAGAUGUGUUUAAGGAACUGCUGCAAAAUGCAGAGGACGCUGGUGCCAAAAGAUGCUGUUUCUUAGUUGACUUCCGGCUGCAUGACGGAAUUACAGAAGGACUUCUGGACCCUGGCAUGGCCACCUGUCAGGGCCCGGCACUUUGGGCCUAUAAUGAUGCCCUGUUCAGUGAAGCAGAUUUCACUAACAUUAUCCGACUAGGCGCAGCCACCAAGGAAAACCAGCAUGACAAAAUUGGUCGCUUUGGGCUUGGAUUCUGCACUGUGUAUCACGUGAGUGAUGCCCCCUCGCUUAUCAGUGGCCACAGUGUACUCUUCUUUGAUCCUAACGUCUCUCACCUCCAGAAGCACAUCCGUGACCCAUCCCGGCCAGGCAUCCAUUUGAAGCUGAGCCAGCAAACCGCUGCCGUGUUCCCUGAGCAAUUUCGGCCUUACAGGGGCAUCUUUGGCUGUCAGAUUGGGGAGGAUUACCAAGGCACACUCAUCCGGCUGCCCUUCCGCACUGAGCAGGAGGCAAAAGACUCGCAGAUUUGCUCCCAUCCUUUUGGACCCAAGGAAAUCAAAGCACUGCUGUCUGGUUUCCAGGAGAUGCCCCAGGAUCUGCUCAUCUUCCUAUGCAGUGUGCAGGAGGUGUCGCUGACCCACCUCCCUGAAGGUUCCAGUUCCCCAGAAGCAGCCCAGCUAUUGACUACAGUGACCAGGCAGCCCCUUGCCAAGAUGGGUGCUUCCAGCAUUGUGCAAUUGACCACGUCAGCAGAAUCUGAGCUUACUAUAUGUUAUUACCUGCUGCACUCCUGUUCUGGCAUGGGGGAAGCCUUGAAAUUGUACCAAGAGGGAGGAAAGAAGAGUGUCAGCUUCUCGCCACCUGUUGCCAGUGUUGCUUUACCCCUCUGCCCUGCUACCACUGCUGGGCGCUGGGCCCCAAAUCUGGAGGACUUUGAGGGGCGUGUCUUCUGCUUUCUGCCUCUUCCUAUUGAGUCUGGCCUCCCCCUGCACAUCACAGCAGCCUUUGCUGUGCUUAGUAAUCGCAAAGGGCUUUGGGACUCCACUGAGAAAGGUCAGUGGAACAGGGCACUCCUUCGGGAUUCGGUGCUGGGUGCCUGGCUUGGGGCACUGAGCCAGCUGCGAGACAUGCACAGAGAACAAUUACUGGAAGGCUAUGAAUACUAUACGUUCUGGCCUAGGGUCACCAAUGCAAAGCAUCCUUUCAGCGAGGCAGCCAAGGCUUUCUAUCGAGCCUUAGUCAAUGGUGUCAAUGGGGAGCAGCCAGUUCUGUUCUCAGAUGGGCAGAGGUGGUGCUCAGCCCGGCAUGCUUGCUUCCUGGAUGUGGACGUUGUCUGUGAGAAGCAACUGAGACAUACAGCUGCCCGGGUCUUCUCUUUGCUCUUGUCUGAACCAAAGAUGGCAGUGAAUGUUCCACUGUGGGUGGAGAUGAGUUUCAGCGCAAGCAUCUCGGAGGAUGUUUUGUCUCCAAACACCUACAACUGGACACGCUUCCUCAGGGAGCUCAUCUUGCCCCAUUUAGCUGAGCUGGACACACCUGAUCGUGAUGCCUUGGUUCUUCACGCCCUGGAUAUGAAGGAUGCCAGUGUGGAUGAACUUCUGAUCUCUCUGCCUUGCAUUCCUGCCACUCCAAACAAGCAGCUGAAACACAUUAACAGGUUGGUGCAUCCGGAGGGCCGCGUCGCACCACUCUACAUGCCUGAAGAUGGCUGUUUCCCCGCUAAUGCAGAAUUUCUGAAACCGGAGAGGUUGUUGCGUUUGGUGCACCUUGGUAUGACCCACAACCAUGUCACCAUUGAGGAACUGAUAAACCAAGCUAGAACUGUGGCUGACUUGUGGCACCGUGACCCUCUCAAGGCCUGCCAGCGUGCCCGCCACAUCCUGACACUCCUCGAGGACCAUCUUCAGGGAAGUGUCAGCAACACCAUCCAGGGAGCUUUCAGAGAAAUUCCCUUCUUACCCGCUGAGCUUCCUGGCAACUGCAGCACACUCUGUUGCCCCAAUAAGGUUUAUCACUACAAGCUGGAGCCCCUGGUGAACUUGGUCGAACCUGUUCUAGACAAGAAGGCCCUCGGCGGAAGUCUGAAGCUCUCUGAUGAACUGAAGGAAUUCUUAGGGCUGAGUCGCCAGCCACCAGUCACCACGGUAUUAAUGCAGCUGAAAACAGCAUCAUGUAGCUCCAAUGCCCUAAACAGGACAGAGCUGCCCAAAAUGGCUCAAAAAUGCUAUGCUUUCCUGAAUGACAUGGUGCAGAAGAACACUCUAUGCAGGUUGCAGGUAGCCCAAGAGGCACAGACUUUCCCUUUUGUUCUGAUUGGUUCUAGCUUUGUGUCAGUGCACAAUGUGACUCGCUACUUGGCCUUUGACGCUGCUCCAUACCUGUUCCAACUGCCUCAGGAAUACCAGGAACAAAAGGCACUGUGGAGUUGCGUUGGGAUGUCUGAUACCUUUAAAGUGGAGGAUUAUGCUGCAGUAUUGCAAACAGUGGCCAAGGAGACAGAUGGAAAAGCACUUUCCGAAGGGCAGCUGAACCUGGUCAUUGGACUGAUUGCUGUAGGUGUAGUUGGGGCCCUGCCUGAGGGUCAGCAACUAGAUUCUUUCACAGCCCAGAACAUUUUUUUCCCAGACACACACAAAAUCUUGCGUCCCUUGCCCAAGCUGCUCUUUGACGACACGCCAUGGGUGCCACGGGAGAGGGGGAUUCUGCUUUGCCAUUCCAUGAUCUCACGAGAACUUGCUAUUCGCUGUGGAAUUCCCACCUCAAGGCACCGCAUGUUGUCAUGCCGGCAAAUCCAUGGCCUUUCUCAGUGGGCCACUGAUUUUGGUGCCAGGGAGGACCUCCGUGUCCGGUUAGCCAACAUACUCCGUGAGUACUCUAAUUUCCAGGAUGUGCUGAAGGAGCUUCUGCAGAAUGCAGAUGAUGCUGGUUCAAGUGUUGUACACUUCCUCUGGGACCAGCGUCACCAUCCAACUAAUCGUGUCUUUGGUGAUGAAUGGAAGGAUCUCCAGGGCCCAGCUCUCUGCAUCUACAAUGACCGACCCUUUGAAAUGUGUGACAUAGAAGGGAUCCAGCGUUUGGGCUCUGGUGGUAAAGGUGAGCGGCGGGAUACCACUGGCAAGUUUGGUCUGGGGUUCAACACAGUUUACCACUUGACUGACUGCCCUGCCUUUGUGACAAGCGACAGUGCCCUAUGCGUCUUUGACCCCACAUUGCAUUACCUGCCUACCUCAGAUGACAUCUCUCCUGGAGGAAUGUUCAGCCUCACUAAAGAUUUCAAGGACACCUUCACAGAUGUUUACGAUACCUUCUUGCCUGAAGUGUUUGAUCUGGAACAUGGCACAGUGUUUCGAUUGCCCUUGAGUACACCUGCUGGGGCAGCAGUCUCCCCUGUCUGCCAGCGUUCUGUGUCAGAGGAGGAUAUGCGGAGUAUGUUGGAGGCUCUCAUAAAAGAGAAAGACAGCAUCGUGAUGUUCCUCAACCAUGUUCACCGUGUGGUUUUCUCUGUGAUCAAAGAGAAGCAAAAGAUUCCCACAGAAAUUCUGUGUGUGGAGACUGAAGGUAGUGAACCUGAAAGACUAGAAUACCAGAAACAAUUCCAAGAGGCUGCUGCAGCAGGUGGAAGGGAUGUAGGCAAGCCAGUAAGAGUUUUUUACAGAAUGAAAGUGAAGUGUAUUUUCUCUGAAACUUCCAGAGAAUGGCUAGUUGGUAGACAGAUAGGAGUAGACGGCAUGGACACUGUAGAAGGCAUACAGCUGCCGCAUGGCAGUGUGGCUGCUUGUCUUGAUGAGCAAGUACCAGGUAGGGCCUUCUGCACUCUGCCAUUGCCAGUGAAAACUGGUCUCCCUGUCCAUAUCAAUGGGAACUUUGCUGUGGACUCUGCACGGCGGGACUUACGGAAGGAUGACAACAAGGACAGCCCUGAGACUGUGUGGAAUAGCUUUCUGCUGCAGAGACUUAUAGCCCCUUUGUAUCUCCACCUACUUGAGGAGCUGCGUAAGGCACUGGGAAAUACAUCACUACAGUUCAUCUCCCUGGGUGCAUGCCGGAAUAUGUUAGAUUCAAAUUACUUGCAGUAUUUCCCACUUGUGACAGACCUCGUCCCACCAUUCUGGCAUCAGCUAGUGAAUCAUCUGUAUGUACUGGCAUCUGAGAUGCAGCUCCCACUGUUGCCAGUCUACCAAAAGGAGACUAAGAAUAGAACGGAGGUGGUGAGUGUGUACUGGAGUGCAUCGCGACAAGGACAUCCGACCAAAGAUCCCUAUUUCCUGCAGUCUGAGAUAAAUGGUUCUCUUGAAAAUCCUCUCCAGAAUCUAGGCAUGCUCUUAAUUCCUGCCUUCCCACGUCUACAGGAAAUCCGUGACCAAUUUGUCAAGGCAGGAGUUUGCGUCUUAAAUUUGGAUUCUCCAUCCCUCUGCUGCUUCCUUAGGAGUUUUCCUGGCCUGCAUCUGCCACAUCCACUAAACCAAACACCUGUGAAGAAUAGUUCAGGCGCCUCUGCUCUUCUCAAUUUUUGCCUUAAUGGGCUGUGCUCUGAGAACAUCAGAUGCCUGGAAGGUCUCCCCUUAUUGGUAACUCAGGAUGAUAUGCUCCGACAUUUCAGUCAGAAGGACCCAGUCUACCAGAGCAGCGCUUCUGUACUUUUUCCAAGCCACUGGGAUAGGUUUUCUGCCUGCCUCAUUAACAGUCCAGAGGCUAGGCAACUCUUAGUAGAGAGCAGGUUUAUGAAAGAGUUCACUCUGAGCGAAUCUGCUGUUUACAUAAAAGAGAGACUGAGAAUGAAUGACUGGAACACUGGUCCUAAACGUAGGGACUGGCUAGAUAAGGUGUGGAAGUUCUUUAAAAUGCAGAUCUGUGCAUCUUCCAAGAAGGACACAAGGAACCAGAUGUUCCAGGAGCUAGUUUCCCUUUUCAAAGGCUGGUCUCUUUUCCCUGUGUGCGGCUCUGGUGAGGAGCUGGUUCCCCUUGACUCCCUUAACACAAUUUUGAAUAGCCACACUGGGAAUGUUACUGAAAUCCUCUGUAAGCUGGGCUUUGCAAAGCUAGACAUCUCUCUUCUACCUUUAGACCUCAUCACAUGCUGCAUUGAGCCACAACUGCUACAGACAGAUGAUCCAGCUGCUGUGCUGGCACAGUUGGCUGCCCAGCCCAACCUGCACUGGCAUAAGCUUAAACAAUGGGAAUUUGAAAAUCUCUUGAGGUUCCUGAGCAAAGAUCUAAAGAAGUUAGCAAAUGAUCAUGGAUUACUCAACAAGCUGAAGGCCUUGCCGAUAUUUGAGACUCAUCAAGGACAGCAUGUGUCACUGGCUUUGUACCAAAAUGUGUACCUGCUGCAGUCCAAAAUCUCAGAUAUAUCCAGUAAGUUCAGAGGGCUUUAUGAGGCAGAUAAAGGGACAGUUUUGCUAAAAGACAAUGAACUGAACAGAAAACUGGCCAACUGCUUGGGUAUUGGCGUAAUGGAUGAUUUGCAGCAGUUUGUGAAGCUCCUUUUGCCUCAUCUGCUGCAUCUCCCAGAGGCCCGUCUGUUAGAGGCGGUGACGUUACUCCUUUUCAUCAAGAUAUGCUGUCCAGAAUACAAGGGUGAGGAGGAGACGGUGAUAUCAAAGUUCCGACCUGUUGCCUUCAUCCGGGACAAGCAAGAUGUCCUGCGUCCUGCAUCCUACUUCUACGACAGCAGUGUUGGUCUUUUUCAGAUGCUGGGGUUGGACUCUCAAUUUAUACCAGACAAAUUCUACAAGACUGUGUGGUCAGGCAGCAAAUCAGACGUGAUUAGAUUCUUAAAGGAUGUGGGCCUGCGGCAUGAAGUCACUGAGGAUGAUUUCCUGCACUUUGCAGUCCAGAUUCAGAGUGAAGCGCUGAAGAAUGGCGCUAUAUCUGGUGAGCUUCCUGACAAACGGAAAGCACUUCUGUCACAUUUGCUUGGCAAGAAAAGUGAGUCUUUAUCAGAUGCCUUCUUAGAUAAGUUGUCCCUACUUCGUUUCUUGGCACCUCAGUCCAUCCAUGCUGAUCUAUGCAAGCUCCACUCACCGUUGGUCUCUAGAAACAUUGCAGUGGCACCCCAAGGCUCUUUAUAUACUUCAGAAAAAACAGAACUAGUUUGGACAUCAACAGUGAUUCUGCCUCCCAUUGGACCACUGGAUAAAAACAAAGAAGCCAUUCUGGCACGCCUGAGGGUACAAUGUACCUUAUCAGCCCAGCUGGUCUUGAAAAAUCUGAGCAAUGUAUGUCAGGCAGAAUGCAAAACCCAGGAAACCAAGAAAAUUCGGGCAGCUGUCCUCCAGCUGAUGUAUGGUUACUUACAGAAACAGAAGAACGUAGAGACGGGAUAUGUCAGUGGACUCCCUGUGGUGCUGGUAGAUGGUGAUGAAGUAGCAGAAGCCCAGCAUGUUGUGGUGUCCUUGAACAAUUGGCAAGAAUUCCGACCAUACCUCUACAGAUUACUCCCAGAUCUAGCUCCCUACAAGGAAAUUCUGGAAGAAUUUGGGAUGAAAGUGGAACCCACUAUCCAUCAUUACGCCAGUGUAUUGGCCAGGAUCUACAAGGAGACCGCACAGAAAGCCACACAGCAACCCAACCACAUUAAAACAGUAAGACGGGCCACCCGCUGCUUCUUUAAGCUUCUCAAGGAAUCAGAGGGAACAGGGGACUUCUCAGACCUGAAGGAACUGCAUCUGCCUUGCACUGAUGGGAAGCUUUAUCCAUCUAAUAUGCUUGUCUUCAACGACUGUGCUACUGGCCAAUCCCUCCAGGCCUUGCAGGGUACAUUUCACUUCCUAGUGGACCAUUUUGAUAGCUUCCGAUCAUUUGAGACCUAUAAGCUUAGAAAACUAUUGCUUCUGCUUCCAGUAGCCCUGCAACCCAGGAGACUGUCAGAUAUUACCAGAGAGCAACUGGAUGAGUCAUCUCUAGAACUCUGCUCCUAUGGAGUUCACUGUGAGUUCCAGUCCCGCCUUAAAGAACUUCUGGUUGCACCCAAAUUCCAGGAAGCUCUUGUUGCACUUCUAAGGUGGCAGAACACAACUAAGGAAGCAGAGGAUGACGGGGUACAUGAUGGACUCUUCUCCUUGGAGCAGUUAGAGGUUAUCUGCUGUGAGACGCUACACACUGUGAUGUUUCAUCAGUCACAGUGCUUGGAAGGGAGCCGAGAGGCCAAGACCAUGUUUGUUGCAACAACACCCGAUGGGAAGCAGCACAUUUACCUUUUGCACCAGGAGAGACUUGAUGGGCGACAGGUUGUGAAGACCUGUAACAUCUUGGCUGAAGAAGUGAACAAGCUUCUUGGAGAGAGACUUCGUAUGAAGGCCAUGCAUAUCCUUGGUGAGAUUCUGGCUUGCCAAGAACCAGAAGAAAUUGCUGCAGUGCUGAAUGAUCAUAAAGUGCCCCUCCAGCAGUUCAGAGAUGCCUUCACCCUCCCUGAUCCUGGGAUGCAGAUUCCUGAGGAAUGGCAUGAUAGCCUGGAUAUGAACAUCCUGCAUUCCUUUAUGCCAGGAGAUUACGUGGGUUACUUGGACUCAUCAGUGCAAGGUGAAUGUUAUGUCUAUGCUGUGGUCUUGGAGGACCUGGGGCUGCAGCAGAGUGGAUCUGGACAGGUGCACAUGUACUGCAUUGAUGUGGGAGGUGGGCAGCAGUUAGAUGUCAGCGUUCAUGAUCUUUACCACUUUCGGCGGUGCACACCAGAAUCUGAUUCAAGCAAGGCUUUGGUGUUGAUGCAAAGUUCCCCUGGUGGGGCCACUGCUGCCAGUCAAAGUGGUGGCGACUGGUACCAGCAGCCACUAAGCGAAGUGAAGAAAAAAGUGGAUGCCUGCCUAGCUGAGAUCUGGAGUCUGUCAAAGGAAGAGAGGAAGAAGGCCAUACGAAGACUCUACCUGUGCUACCACCCAGAUAAAAACCUCGGUCAGGAGGUCUUGGCCAAUGAAAUCUUCAAAUAUCUUAAAGAGAAAAUUGAGAUGGAGAACAAGGGCUUAAAGAGUGGUAGUAGUGGGGGCCCUAAAAGCGGUGGUUCUUUCAACAGAAACAGUUGGAACUUCUCAAAGUACUGGAGUGAAUGGGACCAGCAAGCUCAUCAACACCAACAGAGGCGUCAGGAAUUCACCAGGCAAAGACAGAGUAGAAGAGGGGGAAGCAACUUCACAUACAACUUCUGGUCCUUCCACGGCUAUGGAACAAAAACACGUCAAUCAAAGUGCUCUGGCAUGGAGGAGGCAAGACGCUGGCUACGGCAAGCAGAGUAUGACCUGCGCGCAGCAGCCAAUGAGUUUGACAGUGGCAGCACAGAAUGGCUGCUUUACAAGACUUACCGAGCAGUGGAGAAGGCCCUCACAGCAGUUGAGUACAAACAAGGCGGGCAUUUUGACAACAAUCUGUCUGUUGCAAUGCUGGCUGCUAAGGUGGCGGCGCACGGACAAGAGCUGACUGCAAUUUGUGACCAAGUGUCCAAACUUCGACAGCAUGGCAUGGACGACAAGAAAACACAGUAUCCUAAAUACCAUUCGCCACCCACCAUUCCCAAUGAGGCCUUCCACACGUGCAAAGAACAAGAAGUGCUGCUGCUAGGUCAGGAGAUUCUAGACACAGUAAGGAAGUGGCUUAGCCAGUGGUGAAAGUGUGAGAUUUUUCAAAUCUUAUGUAGACCAGUUUCUGUAAGGCACAGCUACUUGUAAUGGAAACUUUGGGAUCAAACUUUUUAAACUGCAGAGUGGGUAGGAAGAAUAAGUAUUGUUAGUGUUUCAUGUCACAAUUUGAGCGAUUUUGGGCACUAAGUGAUAGUAUCUGUGUACCGUAUGGAACAGACUCUUGUAGUUUUUAUAUAUUUUUUUAAACUUAAAUUUUUUUUAUUUAUUUUGUAAAAAGUGACCGCAUAUGGCACUUUAAGGAGCCAAAAUGCUGUGUCAGUAUUAUGUAACUCCUACUAUACAGCCAAAUGAGAAGCAUGUGAGUUACAUGUGUAGCUAGUUAGCUAAUUAAGAAAUGUGAUUGGCUAGCUGAAGUAUAUCAACAGAGGCCAAACUCUCUGUCUCUUGUGGGUGAAAAGGAGGAUAUCGGAGGAGAGGAGUGGAGAGGAUUUUGAUAACGUGGCUUGUUACUCUGUUGGACUGGAUGAGUGUAUUGACUUAUGGACUGGUAUGUGUGAUAACUCUUCUGGAUUGUGAAUUUGUACUGUUGACCUGGCUGGACUGAAUAUAUGUAACCUGACCAUUGGACUGACUUUAACUACUGCUUUUGCCUAAACCCAAAUAUAUCUGUUGAAACGGC
Messenger RNA from Heteronotia binoei (common prickly gecko), 13400 nucleotides. Its product is annotated as sacsin-like. The transcript has 8 exons. The coding region runs from base 71 to 12748 and encodes 4225 amino acids. Gene Ontology annotation, molecular function: Hsp70 protein binding. NCBI's taxonomy places the organism in Eukaryota, Metazoa, Chordata, Lepidosauria, Squamata, Gekkonidae. The record is from RefSeq and is a predicted model, not a curated record.